This is a messenger RNA of Condylostylus longicornis, 473 nucleotides long. It is a transcript of the gene Ilp7, whose product is annotated as probable insulin-like peptide 7. Lineage: Eukaryota; Metazoa; Arthropoda; Insecta; Diptera; Dolichopodidae. Bases 33 to 473 code for a protein of 146 amino acids. The transcript has 3 exons. The record is from RefSeq and is a predicted model, not a curated record.
UUUUCAAAAAAAAAUUUAUUUGACUAAUCGAAAUGUUAAUUUCGGUUGCAUUAACAACAUGGAUUUGUAUAUUUUUAGUAUUAAUUAGGCUAUCAUAUUCAGUGACAAAUGAUGAAAGAUUGGAAUUAUUAUUUACUGCAAGAUCACCAAGUGAUUGGGCCGAUGUAUGGCAUUCAGAAGCUUAUUCAAGAUGUCGGAAUAAACUAGAACGACAUUUAUUUUGGGCCUGUGAAAAAGAUAUUUAUCGGCUCACUCGUAGGAAUAAUUUCAAAACAGAAUUUGAAAAAAGAUCAAAACCAUUUCCUUGGAUAGAAGAAAAUGAUGCAAGAAAUUUUUUAAAAGUACGGCGUUUAAAAAAAGCUGGCAAUGAAAAAGGAAUUACUGCAGAAUGUUGUACAAGAGUUGGAUGUACUUGGGAAGAAUAUGCUGAAUAUUGUCCAUCAAAUAAACGACGAAAUCAUAAUAAUCAAUAA